Messenger RNA from Beta vulgaris subsp. vulgaris (sugar beet), 927 nucleotides. RefSeq lists its product as uncharacterized. The coding region runs from base 1 to 927 and encodes 308 amino acids. The record is from RefSeq and is a predicted model, not a curated record. The transcript has a single exon. NCBI's taxonomy places the organism in Eukaryota, Viridiplantae, Streptophyta, Magnoliopsida, Caryophyllales, Amaranthaceae.
AUGCAGGAGAUAAAUAACAUUUGUAGGGCUUUCCUCUGGAGUGGAGACUAUUUCAGUCAUAGGCCUGGAAAUGUUAGCUGGGAACAUGUGUGCACUCCUAAAGGUGAAGGUGGUCUUGGGUUGAGAAGGAUAACUCUGUGGAAUGUAGCUGCACUUGGUAGAUAUGUAUGGGCAAUUGAAGCAAAGAAAGAUAGCUUAUGGCUAAGAUGGAUCAAUGCAGUCUAUAUCAAGGGUGCUGAGUGGUGGUCAUAUGUGCCCACCCAGGAUAGUAGUUGGUACUGGAAGAGAAUCUGUGAAGUAAAGGAACAGAUGAAAAUGAUAUAUACAGCUCAGCAAUUGACUAAUAUGCAGAAGUUCUCAAUUCAAGAGUGCUACAAGAAGCUUACUGGUGAAAAUGAAAAGGUGAACUGGAGUAAAUUUGUUUGGAAUAGAUUAACUCUUCCCAAGCAUAGGUUUAUAUGCUGGCUUGUUAUGAAGGAAAGGCUUAAUAUAGCCCUGAGAUUAAGAAACAUGGGAAUUAUAGAUGAUCCCUUAUGCAGAUUAUGUGGUACUGAGGAUGAAACUCAUUUACAUAUCUUCUUUAACUGCCCUUUCAGUCUAGAGGUGUGCAAGUCAAUCUCUAAGUGGAUGCAGUUUGAAUUAUUUGGAGACAGCAUUGACAGCAGCUGUAGGAAAGUGCUUACUAGCAGAAGGUCAAGGUUCCAGAAGCAAAGCCUAUUAGCAGUGCUGGGGGCUGCUAUCUAUUUCAUAUGGCUUGCAAGGAAUGAUGCAGUUUGGAACAGUAAAAUUGAUAUCAUCAGGUAUCAUGUUCAUAGAAUUCAGAAAGUUUGUAUAGAUAGAAUCUAUAGUGUAAUCCCAUAUAAGAUUACAAAUAGAGAUAAAAGUUGGUUAAGAGAUAGAGCUAACUCAAUGAUGAUUUGUAAUUAG